Molecule: messenger RNA, 2949 nt
Organism: Symbiodinium sp. CCMP2592
Lineage: Eukaryota; Dinophyceae; Suessiales; Symbiodiniaceae
Source: the annotation of a GenBank genome assembly
AUGGCGGCGGAGGUGGCACGCAAGAUUUACUUGGAGGGCCACCACGAACCUGAUGCACCACGAGCUCCCAUUCUGCCGUCAGCCCGGCAGCAGGAGCUGCGCAACAUAACGCACCAACCUUUCCAACCAUGGUGCGAGGCCUGUGUUUUGGGGAGAAGUCGCCAGAGCCCGCAUGCCAAGACUACGCCUACGGCCUACGGCUUCACCAAGCAGAAGCAUGAGGUCCAAGAGGGAGAGCUGGAGUCACUCCCGUGGGCAGGGCACGGGGAUGCAGGUGGCGAGGAGGCCCACCCGGAUGCGCAGAAUGAGCCCAAUGCAGAGGCAGGUGGGAUUGGGGAGAUCCCGCUUCAGAAGCCCAUCGAUUACCGCGAUCAGUUUGGGCUUUCGCUGGUGGCAGCCGAGAGCACAACGUUGGAGAAGGGAGCUGGGUCCCUAAAACGUGUCACCGAGCACCUUGUGCGUCUUAGCCUUCAGGUGACUUCAGUGAAACAAGCGCUCGAUGCGGUGCAGGCCUGCCGGUCUCGGCUGGGACUGGUCACCAACACCCGGCUCAUUGAGAAGGGCUCCGCAAGCAAUGGGCAGGUCGAGAAGGCCAUCGACACGAUCCGCCGUGGUGGCCUUACAGUCCCGAACUUUCUCGAGGACAGGCGCGCCGCCUUCCUCCACAACCGCUUUGCUGUUGGAUCCCGAGGGGCACCGGCUUUUGAGAUCGUUUUCGGGCGGCGGUGCAAGGGGAAGCUUCUCCCCUUUGGCGAGAAGUGCAUAUACUACACGCCUUCCAAGCACAAGGGCGACCUACAGUGGGAAAAGGGCAUCUGGCUCGGAGUCAACGAAAGGAAUGCUUCACACAUCCUGGGGACAGCCAAUGGUGUUGUGGAGAGCCGGAGCAUUCGCCGGCUACCUGAAAACGAGCAAUGGGAUGCAACAAUGGUGCUGAGUGCGAAAGGACUGCCCUGGAGCUACAUGGGGACGGCCCCGAGGAAGAGGCCACUCUACUCUUCAGUGGGUGCGCCGGCCCCUUUGCUGCCUGACACGGCCACCUUGGAGAGUCUGGCGCGCGCUGCUGGGAAAGCGACGGCCGGAGAGUUCAGCGAGACGUGGUGGGAUCCAGAAGCAGACAGCCCGCCGGAGCUGACCCCAGAGCAGUUGGAGCAGGUGGACCGCGAAGCUGAUCUCAAGGAGAUCACCCGCCUUAUUGCAAUGGGUAGUGAGAGAUUGGCGGCGACGACCGGGGUGGCUGCGACGGAGCCGGCUAGUGGGGCGAGAGUUCCGCAGCAUGUCCCCGUACACGCAGGAACUGUUUGCACCGGCCUCUACUUUAGCACUUUAGCGACGGUGCACACAUUUAUCAGCUGGGCGAUUUCGGAGAACCUCCAGCUCACCACCGUCGACGUGAAAGACGCAUAUCUCAAUGUGCCGCAACCGAACCCGGUUACCAUCCAGGUGGACCGCGCUAUGUUUGGCGAGCCGGGCCCGGGAACCAUCACCCUGGUCCUCGACCGCCUGGAGGAGGCCAAGCUCAAAAGCUACAUCAAAGAGUCCACCCUGUUUAAGAGCACUGAGAAAGGGAAGAAGACGGGGCUCAUCCUCCAUGCCGACGAUGGGCUACUGGCGAGCACAGAGGCCGAGCGGCAGGAGUUUGAGAGGGUCUUCGGUGGCAAGGUCACUUUGCAGGUGAGCCCGCCUUUGGUCAACGUCGGGGACAGCAUCGACUUCUUAAAGCGGCGCUACGUGAAGACGCUCGACGGGGUGGUGGCUAUCUACUCCAACGGCAAGAGAAGGCGGAUGCAAGAGAACCAGACGGGGCAGGAGUUCGAUGCAGUACUACGUUUCGGAGUCUUUGGAGCGUGUAAAGGGCUCUAUCUCCGGGACAUCCUCGAGUUCAUCGGCAACGGGGAGUUUAUGGUCGAGCUCAGGUCCAGAAGCGACAGUGCCUCAGCAAGGACCAUCACCCAACGCCUGGGGUGUGGCCGUGUACAGCACCUGCAGGCUGGAUGGCUCUGGAUCCAGGACUAUGUGAAGCGCCGGGAAAUAUCGGUCGGCCCCAUUGGCGGCACGAUUAACCCCGCAGACGUGGGAACGAAGCCACUGACGGGCACGAGAAUCCGCGAGCUCCUCUACACUAUGGGAGCUCUUGAGCCAGGAGGAGAUCCAUAUGGGAAGGCCGACAAGGAAAGUGGCGACGAGAAGCGUGCCCUCAGCCAGGCCAUCAAGGAGUUCAAGAGUGCCGGAGCAGCAGUGAGGAACAUCAAGACCGUCCUCCCCGUGCUGCUCAUGCUUACGCAAGUUAGUGGAGUCCAGGGCUUGGGCCUGGCUAUGUGGACGGCUGGGUGGAACGACGAGCUUGCCACAGAGCUUGUCGCGACGGCUGCGGUGGGACUCUUGGUUCUUGCGGUGUUUGUGGGCUUGCCUCUCAGUGCCUUCAAGCUGCUUAAGUGGAGCUGGAAGGCCGUUUUCCAAGGGAGGAGGAAAGGCAGCCGCACCGUGGGAACGCAGACAGAGGAGGUUCGUGGAUACAAUCCACACAGAGGGAUGAGCAAGGAGGAGAGGCUGUUCAGUGAGGAGUACGUGCGAAGGUGCACAGACCUCGAGCAGCUGUUGGCACAGAAGUGCCGUGAGGAGGAGAGGUACAGUGACGUGCUUGCGGAAGUUAGGGACGAGAACCGAAGGCUGCAGCAAGCCUUUGAGAGGCUGCGAGCCCGGCGUGAGCCCGAGACAAUUCAUGUCGCCACUAGCCGCGGAGUGCGAUUUCACCUUCCAGGUUGCGGGCAUAUCCGAUGGCACAAUGUCCAGGAGGUUCACGGUGCCAUGAACCUCACAUCGCUGUCACACACCCCUUUGAUCUCACUCGCCUUGCCCUUCAGCUUCGGGAAGUCCUUCUGCUUCUGGAACAUCGACAGUUUGCGCAGCCGCUGCUGGUACCUGUUUUUAAUCCUGUUCGUCUUCUGA